Penicillium angulare is the source of this 1191-nucleotide messenger RNA. Its product is annotated as Male sterility NAD-binding. Gene Ontology annotation, biological process: long-chain fatty-acyl-CoA metabolic process. The record is from RefSeq and is a predicted model, not a curated record. Lineage: Eukaryota; Fungi; Ascomycota; Eurotiomycetes; Eurotiales; Aspergillaceae. The transcript has a single exon. Gene Ontology annotation, cellular component: peroxisome. The coding region runs from base 1 to 1191 and encodes 396 amino acids. Gene Ontology annotation, molecular function: alcohol-forming very long-chain fatty acyl-CoA reductase (NADP+) activity.
AUGCUCCCACCGCAUCUUGCAAAGGCGCUCUACGAAAGCAAAUGCAUGACCAUUAUGGAUGGCGAGCUUGGAGACACCGCGACAAUGAAUCUUUCCGAUGAAGAGUUACAGAUGCUGAAAAAGACUGUCCAUAUCAUCAUCCAUGCCGCGGCAUCUAUCGAGCUCAAGAAUUCACUUCGCGAACUAUCAUACACAAUCAUUGCGCCUACAUUGUGUCUAACACAGUACGCCAUGAAGUUUGUCAACCUAGAACGCUUUGUCUUCGUUUCCACGGCAUACGCCAACGCUCAUCUAUGGCAAACAACCAAAUCCACCGACGUCGCCGUGGACGAGAAAGUAUAUCCAUUGAGCAACGAAACAGAAGGCGAAGCCUAUGCAGGAGCACUAGAGAUAUGGAAAAAUGUUCAGAAGACGGGCACUUCUGACGAGUACAACGCCCACAACUUUCCAUGGCCAUAUGCCUACGCCAAGCACCUGGCAGAGCGUCUCGUCUUAGAAAAGGCAGCCCAGAAGAAUAGCCUCGAUAAAGUUCUUAUAAUUCGGCCUUCAGUCGUAGGACCAGCCGAUAAGUUCCCAAUGCCAGGCUUCACAACCUCAUACUCGACCCCAUCCACAGCCUGUGCUGCAGCUUACGCAAUACACCCAGGUCGAAAGAUUGUUCUCUCGACCCGAUGCGAGAAUCCAGAUAAAGACGCAACCAUCGACGAGGUCCCCGUUGAUGUUGUGGCAGAUCGACUGCUAGCUCAUGUGGCAUUGGGUUCGAGUGGAUGUGUCCAUGCUGUCAGUGGGGAAAGAGGGAGACUUCGGCUCGAGGACUGGUGGAAUGCGUUUAAGAAUGAAAGAAGGCUUCCUUGGAAUAUCCAUCCUGUUUGGACUUCAGAGGACUGGCACUCCAAGAACUUGCAUCAUAUAGCGCGGAAUUUCAAGAUUAUUGGGACGUCCUUCGCGUUUGCUGAUGGGAGGACCGAUGCAGUGGCUGAGCAGCUUGAUUCUGAGGCGAGGGAGGGACUUCAUCUUUAUGCCGAUCGGUCGAAACCGUAUCAUCAUUCUUUAAUUCAUCGUCGACAUCAUAUUCACAAUGCGGCGAGGCAAAUUGCGAGGAAGAGCCGGUUGCCGGUUUGUUCGGUUGGGCUUUUUUGUCGGAAGGGGAAGCAUCCUGCCACUUUACAGCUGAGUGAGAAGGCCGCGUGA